This is a messenger RNA of Capra hircus (goat), 4771 nucleotides long. It is a transcript of the gene TGM2, whose product is annotated as transglutaminase 2. Gene Ontology annotation, molecular function: protein-glutamine gamma-glutamyltransferase activity. Bases 236 to 2299 code for a protein of 687 amino acids. The transcript is spliced from 13 exons. Gene Ontology annotation, biological process: peptide cross-linking. The record is from RefSeq and is a predicted model, not a curated record. NCBI's taxonomy places the organism in Eukaryota, Metazoa, Chordata, Mammalia, Artiodactyla, Bovidae.
CCUCCCUGGGCUCCUGCCUCCCAGCGCGCCCCUGCCUGCUGGUGGAAAGCACGUGGGCCCAGACCGGGCAAAGCCGGCCUCGCCGGGCCCCGCCUUCCCGCGCGGCCCCGCCCCCAGCCCGCCCCUGAGCGGGCUAUAAGUUCACUUCGCUCUCAGCCUCUGCAUUGCCCGCCGCCAGUGGUCUGCACUUGGAGUGUCGUGCCACCAGUCCAAGGAGCACAGCCACCACCUGACCAUGGCCGAGGAUCUGGUCCUGGAGAGAUGUGACCUGGAGCUGGAGGUCAAUGGCUGUGACCACCACACAGCUGACCUGUGCAGGGAGAGGCUGGUGGUGCGGCGGGGCCAGCCCUUCUGGCUGACUCUGCACUUCGAGGGCCGAAACUAUGAGGCCAGUGUGGACAGCCUCACCUUCUGUGCCAUGACUGGCCCAGACCCCAGUGAGGAGACCGGGACCAAGGCCCUUUUCAGGCUGUCUGAUGCUAUGGAGGAGGGGGCCUGGGCAGCGGUGGUAGUGGACCAGCAAGACAGCACCCUCUCGCUGCAGUUCAGCACCCCGGCCAAUGCCCCUAUUGGCCAUUACCGCCUCAGCUUGGAGGCCUCCACCGGCUACCAGGGCUCCAGUUUCAUGCUGGCUCAGUUCACCCUGCUCUUCAACAGCUGGUGUCCAGCGGAUGCUGUGUACCUGAACUCAGAUGAGGAGCGGCAAGAAUAUGUCCUUACCCAGCAAGGCUUCAUCUACCAGGGCUCAGCCAAGUUCAUCAAGAGCAUACCUUGGAAUUUUGGGCAGUUUGAAGACGGGAUCCUAGACAUCUGCCUGAUGCUCCUGGACGUCAACCCCAAGUUCCUGAAGAAUGCCGGCCGAGACUGCUCCCGCCGCAGUAGUCCAGUCUAUGUGGGCCGGGUGGUGAGCGGCAUGGUCAACUGCAACGAUGACCAGGGCGUGCUGCUGGGGCGCUGGGACAACAACUACGGGGACGGCAUCAGCCCCAUGUUCUGGAUCGGCAGCGUGGACAUCCUGCGGCGUUGGAAGAAAGAUGGCUGCCAGCGCGUCAAGUAUGGCCAGUGCUGGGUGUUUGCAGCUGUGGCCUGCACCGUGCUGCGGUGCCUUGGCAUCCCCACCCGCGUCGUGACCAACUAUAACUCAGCCCACGACCAGAACAGCAACCUGCUCAUCGAGUACUUCCGCAACGAGUACGGGGAGAUCCAGAGUGACAAGAGCGAGAUGAUCUGGAACUUCCACUGCUGGGUGGAGUCGUGGAUGACCAGGCCAGACCUGCAGCCGGGGUACGAGGGGUGGCAGGCCCUCGACCCCACGCCCCAGGAGAAGAGCGAAGGGACUUACUGCUGUGGCCCGGUUCCCGUUCGUGCCAUCAAAGAGGGUGACCUGAGCACCAAAUAUGAUGCCCCUUUCGUCUUUGCCGAAGUCAACGCUGACGUGGUGGACUGGAUCCGGCAGGACGAUGGGUCUCUGCACAAAUCCAUCAACCACUCCCUGGUGGUGGGGCUGAAGAUCAGCACGAAGAGUGUGGGCAGAGAUGAUCGGGAGGACAUCACCCACAACUACAAGUACCCGGAGGGGUCCCCAGAGGAGAGGGAAGCCUUCACAAGAGCCAACCACCUGAACAAACUGGUUGAUAAAGAGGAGACAGGGGUGGCCAUGCGGAUCCGUGUGGGCGAGGGCAUGAACAGGGGCUGCGACUUCGACGUCUUUGCCCACAUCACCAACAGCACCCCCGAGGAGCACACUGGCCGCCUCCUGCUCUGUGCCCGCACCGUCAGCUACAAUGGGAUCCUGGGACCUGAGUGCGGCACCAAGGAUCUGCUCAGCCUUUCCCUGGAGCCCUACUCCGAGAAGAGCAUUCCCCUUCGAAUCCUCUACGAAAAGUACUGUGAUUGCCUGACCGAAUCGAACCUUAUCAAGGUGCGGGGCCUUCUCAUUGAGCCGGCUGCCAAUAGCUACCUGCUGGCCGAGAGGGACAUCUACCUGGAGAAUCCAGAAAUCAAGAUCCGGAUCCUGGGAGAGCCCAAGCAGAACCGCAAGCUGGUGGCUGAGGUGUCUCUGCGGAACCCGCUCACCGAGGCGCUGUCGGGCUGCACCUUCACUGUGGAGGGGUCUGGCCUGAUCGAGGGGCAGAAGACGGUGGAUGCCCCGGACCCCGUGGAGGCAGGGGAGGAAGUCAAAGUGAGGGUGGACCUGCUGCCGCUGUACGUGGGCCGCCACAAGCUGGUGGUGAACUUCGAGAGCGACAGGCUGAAGGCCGUGAAGGGCUUCAGGAACGUCAUCGUUGGCCCCGCCUAAGGGGUCCUCGUGCCAGCCCCACCCCAGCCACCGAGGGCCCCCAAAUUGACCCCAGUCUUUAUCCCAAGCUAGUGAGCAAAACUUGCCCCUCCUUGGGCCCCGGACCUCAGGGCAGGGGUGGGCUGCCUGCGGGGGCCCUUUGGAAUCGAAUGUCCUUCCCGCCCACCUUGACCUCCGAGCUUGUCUCCCCACGCCCCUCACCUGUGAGGGAGGCUCUGUGCCUGCACUGUGGAAGCCCUCCUCUUGGCUGACUGGGCCUAGGGGGUAGGCCGUCUCCCCCUCCCUUCCCAGCCUAGAGGCCCCUGGAAAAGCCACUGACCACCCGCCAAACUGAUUGAUCGACGUCAGAGCCCCUUUCCUGGGAGCAGGCAAAGAAAGUGUGCCCAGUGACUGGAUCAAGGAACUCAGCUCCCUAGAGUACCCUGAACCCCUUCCCCAGGUUGAGCCCAGACCCCGGGGGCCCUUGGCAGAGCCUGAGCAGGUGCGGAUGGGGAGGGUCCCAGGAACAGACCACACCCCAAGUCCCCUCACCUCCCAGCAGCCCUGACCCAAUACUUCCCCCACCCUCUCACAAUGGCAAGGCGCCUAGUAAGUGCCUGGCACCUCCUGGGCUUACUGGUGCUCACACGCCCAUCAGCCCAUUCAGUCCCCACGGGAAACUGCAGAGCGGGAGCUGAGGAGACUGGGCUUGGAGAAGGGAGGCGGCUGGCCCUGGUCCCGUGGGAUCCUGGGUAUUUGCAAGACUGGCUAAUGUAGAGGCACAGGAAAGGAGCCUGGCCCUUCUGAUUCUGCGUCCAGGGCCCCAUCCACCACUCCAGCCCUGACCUGGCUGCGUCAGAGAGGCCAUUUGGAACCUGAUCAAAAAGGAUCCAAUUAGGACAGGAGACAGGGAGGGCUUAGAGUCCUAGGUUCGAGCCCCAGGCCUGGCCAGCUACUGCCUUCCCCUCCUCUGGGCCUCAGUUUCCUCUUUGGUCACAGGGAGUGAUUGAACCAGCUCAUCUCCAAGGCCCUCCCAGCUCUGCACUUCCGGUGCCUUGUAUGACCCAGCCUCGCCAAUGACAGCAGGUUGUCCUCCCGGGCUUCACAGAGCCUUGGGUCACAGGAUGCCUCGAAGUGUGAGACCAUAACCAUGACCAUCUUCCUGUCCCCAGUUGUGUCUGGGUCCCCCACCUGUGCCCAGGCAUCUGCCAUGGGAGCCCAUUUCUAGGGGGAAAGAGACCCCCCGAGAAACCCCCAUCCUAACCAUGAGCCCGCCCACCACAAUGCCUAGACUUCACAAUAGCCUUAGUUGCCUGUGCUGAUCACCCACCAACAAGACUGGCAUCUUAACCAUCUCCUCUUUGAAGAGCCAGAGUCCUGGAACACAGCCCCUGCCCCCCUGACUGAGCUCGGGGACCCCACGAAUUGCCAUCUCUGACUUUAUUCCUCACUCUUUCCACGUGACCGGGGUUCCCUCAGCCUGGAGAAGGGAAGUGGGAGAGAAUUCUGUGAGUGGGGUCAGAGCCCCCAGGGAGCCCCCAAGCCCCAGAGAGGGACUUGGGGAAAGUCACGCUGAUGCACUUAGAACUUUCUGCUUUGCACAAGGAGAAACACAAGAUGAGCCAGUAUAUAUUCCUUCUAUAUAAAUAUUGCUCUAUUUCCCUAUGGUUUUAUAAACGCUUUUGGGUUCCAAGCAAGCAGUAGAUGUGCUUUUGAGCCACAAACAGCGAGCACUGAAAUAAAAGUUUAUUUUUCACAUUCAAACAAGGUCUGAUCAUGCUUUUGAGGAGAGUGAGUGGGUGAGCUCAUCUAGCAUCUGGACAAGCCACUUCAUGCUAAGAGCCUUUCCCUAGCUUUAGUGCCUCCCUCAGAUCUAAAUUUAACCAGUAUUCAAGGCUCUACAACUGUUUUGCUCCGUCUCCAAUCCCAUCUCCAAACAGCCAUGUUCAGAUCACAAUGAAGUGCCUGUUUCUCUUCUAACAUCCCAUGCACUUUCAACCUCUUACCUUGGAAUACUGCUCUUUUUUCCUUACUCAGCUUAUGAACUCCUAUUCAUUUUAUAAUGCUUCACAUUAAAGUCACCUCUUCUGUGAAGACUACCCAGAUUUCUUCUCAGAACCCUGGAACAUGGACCAACUCAAACAUUUAUCACAGUGGCUUUUUAGUUCCAUGUUGAUAUACCUGCCCGUCACUUCCUAUCUGAAGUCCUCAAUGGUGGGGACCAAGUAUCUCUUAAACAGACCGUAAUAAAUGCUGAAUUGGUCAAUUGAUGUGUUUCAACUCAGUUCCCCUAAGACCUGUGUUGUUCAGUAGAAAAAUAAUGUGAACCACAAAUGCAAGUCAUAUAUGUAAUUUAAAUUUUUCUAGUGGCCCUAUUAAAAAAAAGAAACAGGUAAAAUACAUUUUAGUAAUGUAUUUUGUUGAACCUAAUAUGUCUGAAACAUACUAUGUUUAAUAAGCAUGUAUAAUAAACAUUGUUAUUGCAACACAUAA